GGCGCCGCCGGCUCAGAAGCGCGCGGGCAGGCACGGCGGCGGCGCGGCUCCUGCGCCAGCCACGGCUCCACUGCGGCGUUGCCCAGGGGCGGGCAGAACGCGCGGCCCCGGCGCCGCCCGGCUCUGAACGGCUCGGCGGAGCGAGGAGGACGGCUCGGAGCCGCCGGGAUCCCGGAGAUACGAGGAGGGGUCGGGAGGACCCCCGCCGCAAGAUGCUGCUCUCCAAGUUCGGCUCGCUGGCGCACAUCUGCAGCCCCGCCAGCAUGGACCACCUGCCCGUCAAGAUCCUGCCGCCAGUGAAAGUGGAGAAAGAGCCCUUCGAUAAAGUGUACCAGGUGGGCUCGGUGCUGGGCAGCGGCGGCUUUGGCACAGUGUACGCGGGCAGCAGGACGGCCGACGGGCUGCCGGUCGCCGUGAAGCAUGUGGUGAAGGAGCGGGUGACCGAGUGGGGCACGAUCGGCGGCGUCAUGGUGCCCCUGGAGAUCGUCCUGCUGAAGAAGGUGGGCUCCGGCUUCCGCGGCGUCAUCAAGCUGCUGGACUGGUACGAGCGGCCCGACGGCUUCCUCAUCGUCAUGGAACGGCCCGAGCUGGUGAAGGAUCUCUUCGACUUCAUCACGGAGAAGGGCGCGCUGGACGAGGACACGGCACGCGGGUUCUUCCGGCAGGUGCUGGAGGCCGUGCGGCACUGCUACGGCUGCGGCGUGGUGCACCGCGACAUCAAGGACGAGAACCUGCUGGUGGAUCUGCGCACGGGCGAGCUGAAGCUCAUCGACUUCGGCUCGGGGGCCCUCCUCAAGGACACGGUCUACACCGAUUUCGAUGGAACGAGAGUAUACAGUCCUCCAGAAUGGAUCAGAUACCACAGAUACCAUGGGAGAUCAGCGACAGUAUGGUCUCUGGGAGUCCUCCUUUAUGACAUGGUGUGUGGGGACAUCCCAUUUGAGCAGGAUGAGGAGAUCUUGCGGGGACGACUGUAUUUCAGGAGAAGAAUUUCACCUGAAUGUCAACAGCUUAUCAAAUGGUGCCUUUCACUGAGGCCUUCAGACAGACCAACACUUGAGCAGAUUUUUGACCAUCAAUGGAUGCACAAAUCAGAAGUAGUGAAGUCUGAGGACUGUGAUAUAAGGCUACGGACCCUUGAUACUGAUGUAUCGAGCACAAGUUCAAGUAAUGAGAGUCUGUGAAUGGCUAAGGACCUCGCACUGGGAGGGGAGCUACAAGCAGAAAGACCACAGUGCUGCUGCCAAUACGUAGGAGGGGCUAGAAAAAUGCAUUCAUUAUUCUGUAGUUGAAUCUUUGUCUGAGGGACUUGAUUUUAUUUUCCCCUUUUGCUGGUUUCUGCUUUGGAAUGAGAGAUUUCCUUUGGAAACGCUGAUGUUUAGGAGUUGCAGGCCAGUACUUAGUCAAAGACUGACCUUAUUAAGAAAGCAGUGACCUCUUGAAUACAUGGUAAACUUUUUUGCUCUCAUAGAGCCUGGACUAGAUUUUAUUUGCUUUUGAGUGCCUUUUUGAAAGCUGCUUCAGUGGGACUUUCUUUUUUGAGCUGUGUAUGUCCAAAGAAGAUCCAGUUCAUCAUAGGAAUUUGCUGCCUUCAGACUCUGUGCUGGGGGAAGCAGCUCCUAUGAUGCAUUGGAGAACAUGUUUGGUGAUUGAAUGAAGUAGUCCCAUCCACUGGUGAUGGAAUACUUGAACACAGACAUUUCACUCCUGCCCCCCGCCCCUUUCCAAAUCCAACCCACCUCUGCUGCUCAAAAUAUUUCCUAUAGCCUGCACAGAAAUACAAACAGGUAUAUCAGCUUUUUUUAUUGGAAACAUUUAUUCAUGUUUCCUUUUAUCAUCUCUACCACUGGGCAUGAGAAGCCCCUUUCUCAACUCCCCCCGGCCUUUUGUCACCCUGCGAGUCUUAAGAGUAUGUAUGGGCAUGUUGAAUGCACAAUCAAUGCAAUAUUCAAGGACUUUACUUUUUUUCCAUACCUGUAUAAUGUGUUUAUGUAAACUUGGUUUUCCCAUGUACUAUACAGUUAUUUAUUGUUUGAAGUUUAGAAGACCUCCCACAGGUUUCAGCUGUGGCUAUUUAUUUGGUUAAUUUAUUUGGUUAGAGUUAUUCAACACUGUGCUUUCCCUUCCUUCUCCCCAUGGGAAGUCUAGUGAUUUGCCCAUGGCACUUUUUUUCUGCAUUCCUGUCAACUUUUGUUUAAAAAAAAAAAAAAAAAAGACAAAAAAUAUUUCUGACCUUAUCAACUUUUGUUGGAAGAUGGAAAAUUGUUGUACAAAGUCUAAUUUAAGGGAAAUAGAAUGACUUUUUAAAGUUAGUCAGUAUGCCUUUUGUCUGGUAUUGAACCAGAAAUGUAAAGUAAUGCUGUUUGGAAGGGUUUUAAAUUAUUGACAUUGUACAGUCUCCGUGCAUUGGCUCUGGAAGGUAGAGUGGCAGAGUCAUAAACCUUAAUUUAUUUUAAUAGCUGUGUUUCUGUGAUCUGGUUGCAUUUAUGCAGCUUGGAUUUGGAUUUUUUUUUUCUUCUGUUCAACAGUGUGAAAUGUAUGGAGAUCAUAUUUUUUAUACAGGUAUUUCAAUUAAACUUUUUUUGUAUAUAACAGUUCUGUUUCUGUGUGUGUGUAGUCCCUUUUAUCUUCACCAUUGCUCUUGAAUCCAGCUGGGGAGCUAGAGUGCUGUGAAGAACUUCUCUUCUAAAUGUCAACAACAUCCAACCCAUAGUUAUUAGGCCUAUGCUAUCCACCAAUGUCCAUUCUGGAAGGAUUAAGCAAUCGCUCAUCUUGGCUGUAUCUACUUCUUGAUUACCUGAUUUGAUGUUGAACUGCAAUAGGUGUACAAUGCAGCAGCACUAAUGACCUACAUGAAGGGGGAGGGGCUGUGAUUAUGUAUUUUUUUUCAACUCUGUAAACACUGAAUAACUGAAAUACCACUGUACUCAUUGUCCUUAAACACAACAAAGAAGUGUUUCUGUACUUGC
This is a messenger RNA of Lagopus muta (rock ptarmigan), 2969 nucleotides long. It is a transcript of the gene PIM3, whose product is annotated as Pim-3 proto-oncogene, serine/threonine kinase. NCBI's taxonomy places the organism in Eukaryota, Metazoa, Chordata, Aves, Galliformes, Phasianidae. The transcript is spliced from 6 exons. The coding region runs from base 213 to 1184 and encodes 323 amino acids. Gene Ontology annotation, biological process: protein autophosphorylation; regulation of mitotic cell cycle; negative regulation of apoptotic process. The record is from RefSeq and is a predicted model, not a curated record. Gene Ontology annotation, cellular component: cytoplasm. Gene Ontology annotation, molecular function: ATP binding; protein serine/threonine kinase activity.